AUGACAGCCCCCACGCACCUCAUAAUCGUGUGCUGCCACGGCAUCUGGAUCGGCGGUCCCACAAACGGCCGCGCCGAGUCGGAGUGGCUCAUCGCCGGCUUCCAAGCCGGCGAGACCCCAACGUUCAUCGACCACAUCAAGGCCGGCCUGGCGGCGCUACAGGACGACCCGGCUUCUGUGCUCGUGUUUUCGGGAGGACCAACACGUAAAGAGACGCGCCUUUCGGAGGCGGAAAGCUACGCCAAUCUCGCCUCCGCCAACGCCUAUUUUGGUAUCUUCCCCUCCUCCCCGGACACCACCUUGUUCACGUCCCGCAUCCAUACGGACGCCCUGGCCCUGGACUCGUACCACAACGUCUUGCAUUCCCUUCUGCUCUUCCGCCGCCUCCACGCCUCUUGGCCGCGGAACCUGACGAUCGUCAGCCACGCCUUCAAGAAGCCGCGCAUCGUCGACGGCCACUGCGCCGCCAUCGGCUUCCCUCUCGAGAGGGUGCGCUUCGUCGGGAUCGACCCGCCUUGUAUGCAGGCUGCUAGUACUACUGCUGCUGCUGCUGCCAACGACGACGAAGACGACAAGAAAAACACUGGCGCAAGCGACGGAGACAAGGCGGGGGCCAUCGCCGGCGUGCAGCGCGCCGUCGACGAGUGGGCGCAGGAUCCGCAUGGCAUCGGGACGACCCUGGCCGGGAAGAGGAGGGCGAGGAACCCCUGGGGACUGGACGAUAGGUUAUUCGCGAGCGAAGAGGAGAGGGCGGGGAGCGGUGUUGUCACGAGGAUCGUGGCUGGGCACGAGGCGUUGGUUGACGAUGCGAAGAGGCCGUGGGCUUAG
Molecule: messenger RNA, 828 nt
Organism: Colletotrichum graminicola M1.001
Lineage: Eukaryota; Fungi; Ascomycota; Sordariomycetes; Glomerellales; Glomerellaceae
Product: DUF218 domain-containing protein
Exons: 2
Coding region: 1-828 (275 amino acids)
Cellular component (GO): cytoplasm
Source: RefSeq, a predicted model, not a curated record